AUGAAACUGGCAAGGGCAUUUCGUCAAAUUGUGCGACCUCUUGUCCAAACAGCUAAUCAAUACCAUGGAGUUCGUCAAUCCGUCCGCAGAUUCCAGAGUCACGGUACCCGACAAAGUACCUCCAGAGCCCUCCAGGGUCUCUCUAGAUUGUGGCCCUCUGCAUUCAUUGCAGCUGGUGUGACUGGGCUUGGACUAAUUUCCUGGCCAUAUGAACCAUGGACGUCGGGCCACAGUGAAGAACAACAGAUAAAAUACGCUGAUCGAGAAACUAUGCUAAAGGGUGUCCAAACUAUUUCCGACGCGCUCGGGCCAGACUCGGUAACAAUGGACGAAGACGACAUUGAUCUGCAUUCCAACUCGGAAAUUUCGACAUCACAAUGCGCUACCAGACCAGUCGCCGUUGUUACACCAAAGAAUACGGCAGAGGUGUCGAUUAUUGCGCGCAUAUGUUCUGAGUAUAAAAUUCCGAUGAUUCCCUUUGGUGGCGGGUCUAGUGUCGAGGGGCAUUUCACAGCUCCAUAUUCAGGGUUGAGUAUCGACUUCUCUGAGAUGAAUCAAAUUGUCGCCUUUCACGAAGAAGACAUGGAUGUGGUCGUCCAACCAGGAGUCAAUUGGAUGGAUCUGAACAAUGAGAUCAAGGACAGUGGGCUCUUCCUGCCCAUGGAUCCUAGCCCAACUGCCCUUAUUGGAGGUAUGGUUGCCACGAACUGCAGCGGAACAAACGCUGUCAGAUACGGGACCAUGAAGGACUGGGUCAUUAACCUGACAGUCGUUUUGGCGGAUGGUUCCGUCAUCAAAACUCGACACCGACCACGGAAAACGUCAGCUGGCUAUAACCUCACCGGCUUAUUCACCGGCUCGGAAGGUACUCUAGGAAUGAUCACAGAGAUUACACUCAAACUCGCGCCAGUUCCCGCGAAAGAAAGUGUCGCUGUGGCUACCUUUCCGUCUGUCAAAGAUGCAGUAGCCAGUGCCUCGAAGAUAAUACGCCAGGGGAUCCUCGUCGCCGCGGUAGAGCUCAUGGAUGAAGUACAGAUGGAAGUUCUGAAUCGUAACGGAGGAGCAGGCGGGAGAAUGUGGCCUGAGAAGCCAACAUUACUGCUCAAAUUUUCUGGUAGCACAGAUUCCAUAGCUGCUGACAUUAGGCGUGUCGAAGAUAUAAUUGCCCAACAGGGAGGCAGCGCGUUUGAAUUCGCGCGGACAAAAACGGAGAUGCAUAAUCUUUGGGCCGCUCGCAAGGAAGCUAUUUGGGCGAUGUUAGCACAGAAGCCAGAGGGAACACAACUAUGGUCCACAGAUGUUGCGGUGCCGUUGUCGAGAUUACCAGAGAUUAUUGAUCUAUCAAAAAAAGAGUCCCAAGGUUUAGGGCUCUUCUCCAGCGUCCUGGGCCAUGUUGGUGACGGAAACUUUCACCAAGCCGUUAUGUAUGAUCCGAACAUCGCGUCGCAGACCCAGGCAGUACAGGACUGUGUCAAGAAUAUGGUCCGUAGAGCUGUUGAAAUGGAGGGGACGGUCUCAGGCGAACAUGGUAUUGGGUUGGGCAAAAAGGAAUGUCUAAUGGAAGAACUUGGAUUCGAGACAGUUGCCGUGAUGCGGACAUUGAAGCGCAGUUUAGAUCCCCAUUGCCUCAUGAAUCCCGGGAAGGUGUUCGAGCCGUGAAAACAAGAUUCUCUCUUCUUUUGCUAGAUAAUGAACCUCAUCCCUUUCAAACAUGACACACUAAGUAACCAUUAAGAGAGAUAGAGCAGGAUAUAAUUCUACGUACAUACAAUGA
Molecule: messenger RNA, 1774 nt
Organism: Talaromyces proteolyticus
Lineage: Eukaryota; Fungi; Ascomycota; Eurotiomycetes; Eurotiales; Trichocomaceae
Exons: 11
Coding region: 1-1659 (552 amino acids)
Biological process (GO): lactate catabolic process
Cellular component (GO): mitochondrion
Molecular function (GO): D-lactate dehydrogenase (NAD+) activity; D-lactate dehydrogenase (cytochrome) activity; FAD binding
Source: RefSeq, a predicted model, not a curated record